Phymastichus coffea is the source of this 738-nucleotide messenger RNA. RefSeq names its product probable trafficking protein particle complex subunit 2 (gene Trs20). The record is from RefSeq and is a predicted model, not a curated record. The coding region runs from base 167 to 589 and encodes 140 amino acids. Gene Ontology annotation, biological process: endoplasmic reticulum to Golgi vesicle-mediated transport. NCBI's taxonomy places the organism in Eukaryota, Metazoa, Arthropoda, Insecta, Hymenoptera, Eulophidae. The transcript is spliced from 3 exons. Gene Ontology annotation, cellular component: cytoplasm; nucleus; TRAPP complex.
AGAUUAUCGUCGUUCGUUAUUUGAAAAAAAUGAUAUUAGUCCAGUAUUGUCAUUCGAAAAAUCAUUAACCUAUUAAAUAAUUUUUUACUUUUUGUAAAUAUUAGACUAACGUUUUAAUGCAUAUUAAUAAUAAAAAUUCAUUAUUUAUUUUUAUCAAAAGACAGACAUGACAUCAAAUUACUAUUUUGUGAUAAUUGGUCAAACAGAUAACCCAUUGUUUGAAAUUGAAUUCACCAGUUCCAGUAAAGAAUUAAAAAAAGAUGAUCAUUCACAUUUGAGUCAAUUCAUAACACAUGCUGCUUUGGAUUUGAUUGAUGAACAUGAAUGGAAAACAACAAAUAUGUUCUUGAAAGUUGUAGAUAAAUUUAAUCAGUGGUUUGUCAGUGCUUUUGUGACUGCAACCCAUAUUCGUUUUAUUAUUGUUCAUGAUGGCAAAAAUGAUGAUGGAAUUAGAAAUUUUUUCAAUGAAAUUUAUGAGAUAUACAUUAAGUACUCAAUGAAUCCUUUUUACAAGUUCAAUACCCCUAUCAAAUCUGUUGGUUUUGAAAAAAAGGCUCAAUACUAUGGAAGAAAAUACUUAAUACCAUGAUGAUUUUUACUACAAAAUUAGAAGUAAUAUAUAUGUACCAAUGAAAUAAUUAUUUUACUUUUUAUUUUUCAUUUGAAUAAUUAUAAUAUAAUUCCAUUAGAUACAACUUUAUACUUAAUUAUUGUGGCCAAAUAUAUGAAGGAAAGAAA